This is a messenger RNA of Contarinia nasturtii (swede midge), 13738 nucleotides long. RefSeq lists its product as uncharacterized. The record is from RefSeq and is a predicted model, not a curated record. Gene Ontology annotation, molecular function: transcription corepressor activity. NCBI's taxonomy places the organism in Eukaryota, Metazoa, Arthropoda, Insecta, Diptera, Cecidomyiidae. The coding region runs from base 890 to 5083 and encodes 1397 amino acids. The transcript has 12 exons. Gene Ontology annotation, biological process: negative regulation of DNA-templated transcription; regulation of transcription by RNA polymerase II. Gene Ontology annotation, cellular component: transcription regulator complex; histone deacetylase complex.
AAAAAAAAUUAAAGAAGUUUUAACUAAAUAUCUCACUUAUUGAUCCCUAGAAAGAUUUAUUUACAAUUAUUUUUUGUAUAUGUAUACAAACAUACACACUAAUGCAUAACAAGUGAGUGAGACGAAACGAAAAAAAAAAAACAGUGGCCAAAGUAAUCAAAUCAAAAACUAGCUCUUAAUACAUUUUCCUAAACUUUUUCUUUCGAUCGCAUCGACGAUUCACUUAUUAAUUUUAUUCCUACCAUUAUUGUGGCAUGCACGUGAAUAAAUGAAAACGAAAUUUUAAACAAAAAAUAUAAAAAGAAAAUAAAUUUCCAACACAAAUAUAUAAGUUCGAUACGGGGUCAAUAUAAAAGUGCUAAGUUAAAUUUAAAAAAAGUUGCCAAGCAAAACAAAAAAGGGGCAUUUGGCCCCGACUUUUUUUUUUAAAAGAAAACUAUGAGAAUAAAAUUGAAAAUUGUUUAAUUUGCUUAACACACAUGCAUACACAAUUGUAAACAAUGUAAAAAAAAGUGACUGAGGUACGAAAGUGAAAUAUAAAUUGGUUGAACAUGUUAUUUUCCGUUUAAUUCAUGACAAUUUCAAACAAGUGAACAUACACCAAACACACCAAAAAUAAAAACGAAUCCACUAACAUUCAAUUAUUACAUACACACAUAUAAAAUAGUCGAAUUAUUAUUUUGUGAUCCAUCAACGUGUGGCAGACAAGUAUUUGAUCCCAAAGUCAUUCAUUGCAAUCAGAUAAUAAGUAGCACUUUGAUUGACAACUAUUCAGCUCAGGACGCGUCACAAAUAUAAAGGAACUUAAUUCAAUAGAUUAUUUUGUGCAAAUAAAGUUUUACGCCAACUUUAUUUCAAAGACGGAUACCUUCAACAACGUAAUCCUUCAAUGGCUGCUGUAAAUUCGGUUCAAGGAGGUUUGCGACUUCCUUUGGCCGGUAUCGCAUCACCAAGACUGUUGAUGUGUAGCGCAUCAAUGGGUGCAGAAGGUUCGGUAACACUUCAGUUACGUGAGGCAGUUGAGGCUCCCGAUUCAAGUGGACAGUCUGAUACGACCGCAUUGACGAUUGGCUAUCCAGAGACAGAUCUUUUGGCUGACAUACAAGGAUCAAUACAGGCUACAGUCGGUAGUGUAGUCAGUAAAAACUCGGUGCAAAGCAAUGGCACCGUUACCGUUACAACUGUGCCAGUCACAACGACCAACGGCAACAGCAACAUCAAUGUGAAUCGCAACCAAUCAUCGAAUACAAACGUUAAGGAAAAUGUGGUAACCACCGCUCAAAAUAAAACAACAACAAUCGCAUCAUCAGCAGUAGCGGUGACAGUGGCAACGGUAAAAAAGUCCAGGCCGAAAACAUCAUCACCAACACGACACGGACCUCAACAAUGCCAAGUAUGCAGCAAAGUGUUCGGUAAUGCGUCUGCUUUGGCAAAACAUAAGCUUACUCAUAGCGAUGAACGAAAGUAUGUGUGUGGCAUGUGUUCAAAAGCAUUUAAACGACAAGACCAUUUAAAUGGUCAUAUGCUGACUCAUCGUAAUAAAAAGCCGUACGAAUGUAAGGCAGAAGGUUGUGGUAAAUCCUAUUGCGAUGCACGAUCGUUAAGACGACACACUGAAAAUCAUCACAAUACGGUGGCAACGGCUCCAACUACGCCAAAUCAAUCGAUUUCAUCAACAGGACCUCUGGGUGGCUUGAGUUUGUCGCCAGCAACCGCAAGCGGUGAUGCAAGCUCUCCGCAUGGUUCUAAUUGUUUGCAAUUUAAUGGUAAUGGAGUAGGAGGAGAUGGAUCGAAAUCACCGAGCUUACCAGCUGCUACUAGUAAUGAAGGGCUGUCACGUCAACAGCUUGAGCUCAUUAGUCAGAUUAUGCAACAAACAAAACCAAACGUGAGUCUCACUUCAGCCAACCAACAAAAUGGUCAAAAAUCCAUUCCGCGCCCAAGAACCUGGAACAUUCAGACUCAACUGCAACAAACCCAAACGAAAUCUGAAGUUGAAACGAUAAACACAACAUCAAACGCAACUACAACACUACAAUCAACGGCCAAUGGGAAUACGGUGAAGACGGAACAAAAACCCGUUGAAUGCAAUUUAUGCCAUCGAAAGUUUAAAAAUAUACCAGCUCUUAAUGGUCAUAUGCGUUUGCAUGGUGGAUAUUUCAAGAAAGAUGCCGAAGCGAAAAAAUGUGAUAAAAAAGAGACACCUGGGCCACCGUUGCAAACAGCAAGCGUUGGCAUUCGGGCUCUCAUCGAGGAAAAAAUCAUAAGCAAGCGAGGAAAAGACAUACUCAAAAAUUCAUUUGCAGUACCUGCACCGCCAACAUUAUCACGUCGUUUAAUCGAUGCGGAUAAUUUUGUGGCACCAAAAACAUUGACUACAACGAACGUUGUGACGCCGAGCCAAAUAUCAAAUGCCAUCACGUCGAUUCCAGUGUGCCAAACAACAACCAUGACAAAUGUGACCCCAACGACAAUUGCCAAGAAUAUUCAGUUGAGCACGAAUUUAAAUAAACAGAAUUCUAUUGAAACAAAAGAUGCAACACUCAUUGAAUUACUAAAACGCGGUACAAAAGUGGCGGUCAAAUGUAAUUCAAAUGAUACGAAUGGUAGUACGCUGACAUUUAAAUCAAAUGCAACACAACAGACAACAACAACAGGAGCAGCAACAACAACGGUUCUAUUGCCAACAAAUGUGACCGUAUCCAGUCCGGUUACGCCAACUACAAGUCCAUUGGGCAUAUCAUUGUCAAAUAAUUCCGUGAAAAACACUCCACUUGCACUAACCAUUUCACAAAAUGCAAAUGGAUCAAGCGACGUGUACACGUUAGCCUAUUCAACUGAUGCGACAUCGACAUUCUUCAAUGAAAAUGAUGUGUAUAAUGUACCAGAUACAGCGAUGCUUUUGCAAGCAGUCGAUUCCAUUCAACUCUUACAAAAUUCCAGUGGUUCGUCGCAGCUUGGUGACAUUUCAACUAUUGGCGAAUAUGCAUUGGCCGAUGGCGGUGAUCUGAACGAUACAAAUAUUCUAUCACAAUAUACACCAUCGCGACAAAUUCAGGCUGUGCUAAAUUCACCGUUACCGGAAAGUUUGGCCGAAUUUAGCACACUUCAUUCCAAAGAUUUUGUGCUCUAUGGCACCGAAAGUGAAAAUGAUGAUUCACCAACGGCACACACAUCGAAUUCAUCGUUGCCCACAUCACCGCUAUCUUAUCCAACACCGCCAGCCAGCCAUGAAGGAAUUACACAAUCGUCACCGUUCCUUGAUGAUACUCAUCAUUUUGGCGAUGCCAAUUCUAUAUUUGAUGAUAAGAAAAAUAUUAGCUUCCUCGAUGAAAAUGGAUUAUUCAAAGACAUUAAAGACACACGACUCAGCGAUUGUGAGCAAAUUUUAAAAUUAAAACAUGAGCUUUUCAACGACACCAAAGUUGUGAUGGACGAUACAUUGUAUUUUAAGAGUGAAAUUAAAAAUGAAUAUAAUUCCAAGAGCGAUUUAGCCAAUGCAAAUAAUCACACCGAAAAUAUCGACGAGUUUAAUCAAAACCUAUCGUUUCUUGAUGAAUCACGAAAUUUCCUUGUCGACAGCCGCAAUCCAUCGUCACCAUUGUCGGCUGCAUUUUUUACCAGCACCAUGUCAAGCGCUGAAGAAGUAAAAGAAGCACUCCAAGAAGUGUUGCCUAACGAAAGUAUUGCAUGUGAACAGAAUAACGACAUUGAUUUGUAUUACUUACCAUCGGCCGCAUUUCAGUCACAAAUGAUGCUCAACUCUGACGAUCCAUUGUUAUCAUCAUCGCCAAAGGAUUUUAUCAUUAAACAUCCCAUAAAUCGGUUCGAAUUCGAAUCGGGAUCCAGUGCAAAAAAGCAAAAACUUGAUGGUGGCGGUUGUGUUAAUAUAGAAAAAAGUAAAAUACUCAUUACAAAUCAAACGGAAAAAAUGCACACCGAGACCUUUUUGAGCCCGUCCAAUUUACCGAUAAAUGCACCAACAACCGUUGCAAAUUCAACCACUAACAGCACUACAACUGAAUUCACACAGCCCGCACAUCAAGUUAAAGAAAAUAUUCAAUGCUAUGCAAAGAGUUCACAGAUGAAUGUUCGACGAAAUAUCGCAUAUAAAUCGAUUUUACGAAAAGCAUCGGCUCCAUACUAUACACCAUCACCCAUUCUUGAUCCAAAACGAAUUGCGCCCGGUUUGUAUGCAGAAGUAUCGAAGGAUACAUCCGAAGAUAUGAUUGAUUUUGAAUUUGCCGAAAGUGCAUGUGUUCCGGAGUUUACCAGAAAGUUUAAAGUAAACAUUGGUUCGGAUUUUCAAGCCAUAAUUCCAUCAACGGAAACAGCAAAAUCAGCUUAUGAAAACGACAAAUCGGAGAGAGAGCUGCCGUUGUGGAAGCCAAAUGUGUUACAAAACGAAAAGCAAAUUCAGCGUUUCGUUGAAUUGGCCAAAUCGAGUGCAGUUCCAUUAGCGUGUCAUUCGGAAGAGAUGGCAUUAAAAGCGUUGCUCAAUGCAAACGGUGAUAUUCCAAAUGCAAUUUUGAAAAUGUUACAUGAACCACCAUCGUCUAUUCAUAAUCGUUGGCAACCGCAAGAAGUUGAAACUUUUCUUAAUGGCCUUGAAACGCACGGAAAGAACUUUUACAAAAUUUCCAAAGAGAUUCCAUCGAAAACGACUGGCGACUGUGUACAAUUUUACUACUUUUGGAAAAAGCUUUGCGUUCAUUAUAAAAGCACUCACUUGAGUUCCGAACUAUUCAAUUCGGCGGAUGGAAAUUCGAUAAAUGCCACAAAUCAACAAGAAGCUCGUCCGCAUGUUUGUGAAAUGCCAGAUUGUUCAGCAAGCUUCACAUCGAAAGCAGCGCUGCACGGUCACACACGAAUUCAUUGCAUUGGACGGGGAAACACAUUUCCAUCUAGCACGGUCAACGGACAAAGUUUGUCAGGUACUUCAAUUGCUUUAAUCACACAGGAAGAUAUACCCUGCAAAGUGUUUCCCUGUAAGGUUUGCGGAAAGGUAUUUAAUAAAGUAAAGAGCCGUAGCGCACACAUGAAAUCACAUCGAGCACAAGAGAUGGAAGCGAGCACCAAUUGAAAUCUGAAAACGUAAUGUUUUGCAUUGGAACUCAAUGAUGAUAGCUGCUGUAUUGACCAAAGCUGAACAAAAAAAGAAACAUGUUGGAGGCCUAAUAUUAAACAUAAAAAUCGUAGCAUAGUUGCACAUUUUUACGAAAUUAAAUAUUAUGUAUUGACACAGCGGCACGCACGCAUACACAUAGAAACUCUUCUUACCAUAAACAUUUAAAUUGGAUAGCGUUCGAUUUCCGUAAAAACGUUAAACAACUUCAUUUUAGCAUACUUAUAUUCUUGAAAAAAUUGACAAUCUGUUUUAUUUCUUUUAUAAGGUGAAUGAAAUAAUAAUAAUAACAAAACAUUUUAUUAAUAUUCUACUCAAGCAAGGUAACAAAAUGAAGACGAAAAAAACCACUCAUUAUAAAAACUGAAUGAAAAAUUAAAAUGAAAAUAUUAUAUAAAUCUAACUAAAAAUUAGUAACAGUAUUGUACAGUGAAAAUGUAUUUUUUUAAAGAAAAAGAAAAUCAUCAGUAAAUUAUGAGUGAACCCAUUUUGCCCCAGUAUUAUUCCAAAGUUUGUUGAAAGCACUUACCAACAAACGGCAAACAUAAAAUGUCGAAAGAGUUUCUGAAUUUGAAUUUGAACUGUAUGCAAUAGCCGAUAGAUAUUUUCGUGUUUUGUGAUGUGUUUUUUUAAACAAAAAAAAAAUAUUUUACUAGUCCAAUACAAUGUGAAUCGGCACACAUACAUGGUAUCGAAAGCCAACGUAGAAAAUUGAACGUAACCCAGUAGGUCUUGUAGGUUUUGCAAAUGUGAAUACCACAUCGCAUAUACUGUCUAAUGUAUGCAGUGUGAUGGAAAUUGACAGUGACUAUUUGAAUUAAUUUGCAAUAAAUUGUGUUAACUAACAUCAAUUGUGUUAACUAUGAUAUAAUUUCGUCUCAAGUGUGAUGCAGUCUAUCUAUCUCUCUCACACAGAGAGAGAAUAAAACACACACAUACACAAAAUUUAACUCAAUAUAAAUAUUUUAAAUGUAAUUGUAGAUCAAAGAAAUCAUGGUUGUUCUUUAGAACUUAAGUGUUGGUUGUCGUUUAUGUCUUAAAUUUAUAAUACAAUGAAAUUAAAGAUAAUUAAAAAUAAAAGAUUGUGAAAUGAUGAAAACCAAGAAUAAUAUGCCAAAUUAUUAGAGGCUUAUGCAGAAAAUAAUAUUAAGUAAAUCAAACAACAACAAAAAAAAAGAUAUAACUGCAUCAUUGUUUAAAACAGAAAUCUAUAAAUAUUUUCUAUUCAAGUGACUUUUUAAAUUCUAUUCAAUGAAAACGAAAUUGACGAGUUGAACGACGAAUUGGGCAAUUUCAGAAAAAAAAUAGAUAGGUAGAUAGUGACCGAGAUAAAUUGGCUGAAAGCGAAUGAAGAACGAAAUGUAAUGCCAAAAACUUCCUGGUUCCAAACUACACAGUUUUACAAUCUGCUAUAGCAAUAAAAAUGCUAUAAUAAUGAGUUGAAAUCAUCUUAUUUUAUCUCUUAUUAUACUAAAUAUAUUAUUUAUUAAAUCGAAACAAAUUGAUAAUUAAAUAAUAAGCUUAGACAAUGCUGUCGAACAUGUCAUUGAUGAUCGAUGAGAGGAAAGAAUGAUUUAAACAGCAAACUACACACAUCAAAUUGUGGCAAUAAUUUUUACAUAAUGUAAUUUUUUGCAAUUAAUGAUCAAAUCCUCCAUUGGUCUUCUUCGAGCGCGCAAUUUCCAUAUUUAAUAAUGUGAAUGAUGAAAAAAUGGGAAAUUGGUUUUUUUUUUUUUCAUUCGUUCGCACAUAUGUAUAAAUGUAGUGGUAUAAAAUGUGAAUGUAAAUGUGUUUUAUUCAAUAGAAAAGGAAAAAUCAUCGUUCUCAUUGCAAAUAUAAACUCAAAAUGCAUUACACAUUGUUUUUUCUGGGUAGAGAAUGAUCAUGAAUCAAUUUCAAUCAAAAAAAAUUUAAAAUAAAGUUACAGAAAAUCUUUCUAUAUUUUUAGACUUUAAAACUGCUCUUUGAUAAUCCAUGCACAUACACAAACAUUCUGAAAAUAUGUCAGCGCCAACUUUUUUGAACGAAUUCAAGUGAAAAUGUGCUUUGAGCUCAUCCUGUAAAUAGUGAAACGUUGAAAGAAAGAAUUUUUUUUAUAUCUUUCAAACUGUGGUCUUCAUUCGGUUGUUUUCGUUUUUACUUUCUAUAUUCCUAGAUAUUCUUUAACUUCUCCUAAACGAAUAAAAAAGCGCCUAAUUAAUACAAAAUGCAGCAUAAAAGAUUAUGAUAUUUUAGAAUUUAUUGAAUUCAUUCGAAGAAAAUGAUAUCCAAAGACAAAAAUCAUACACGUUCGUGCAAAACUGUAGAUGGCGGUGUGUAUGUUUCUGUUAUUAUUAUUAGCCCAAAUAAAAAAAACAACCACAACAACAGAUUAUUGUGUCGAUUGUAAAAUCUAUUGUGUGAUUGGCACAGCAAUUAUAUAAAUUAUAAUAAUAAAAUGAUUAAUUUUUCCUCUUUCUCGAUUGGAUAUGAUGCAGUAGAUAAAUUUUUAACUCAUAAACUCGAGUGAUUCUUUUAUAUAGUGAAAUUAUAUAGUUAACUGCCAUUGCACAUUUUCUUUACAAUGAGAAAAUUUAACGAAUUAAAAAAGACAACACUGGGAACGAGAUCGUCCGUAAUCCAUUCGGACACACACAAGCAAUGCAGUUAAAACCAAAAAAACUAAUCAAAAAAAUACAACAACAAAAUAUUUAAAUAUUUAAUUAAAUGUCUAUUUAUUAUAAGUGAGAUAAGAUUUAUAAUCACAAUUUUUCAGCGUUGGACAAAAGCCAAAAUGAAAACUACGUUUUUAGCAUAAGAAUGAGAAAUAUGAGAAUUGAAUUAAUAUUUGUUGACUAUUUUCUAUAAGGAUCUACGCUAUCGCCUAAAUCGAUAAUCAAAUCUACAAGUGUACAGUGUACAUUCAUACACAAACUAUGAGUAGAUUGCGCUUUCUAUCUAAAAAGCCGUAUGCAAAGCCAAGUCGUCUUAAUUCUUCUCUCUUUGUAACAGAAAAAAAACAAAACAAAUAAGAAUGAACAGGAUAUUUGGAUUUUUAAUACGGUAUAAAAUAUAUGUGUGUGAUUUAGAGAAUAUGUGUUCUGUUAAGACAUCGGAUUUAUGCGUAUCGCUUUAAUUCCGUCUCUGAAUGUUAAUCGAUUCAUUCGAAUCGAGAAAUGAGAAAUAAAAACACAAAGGUUUGCAUUAAGCGCUCGACGGCAAUUAAAUGCUAGAAUGGAAUGAACUAAAGUGGAUAUGAUGUAAAAUACUCCGAAAUCUGACACGCUCAUCGUUGUAGCUUCUUAGCAUGUUCAAUGACAUUUGGUUACAUACGAAUAUAUCGGUCAAUUUUCGAUGUCAUAGUGCUAACUGCUAACAUCCACUUUUAUUCAAUCUAUUGUACGUAUAUAUAUAUAUUUGGUAUGAUCAAAUUUUGGUAUGAAAUGUAAUUUACCUGAAUAUAUGGCUUCACAUGGCACAAAAUGAAUGUGAUCCAUCAUAAAUAUGUAGAAACUUUUUUACGUAAUUAAAACUCUUUACGUUCAUUUUCUGCACUGUGCUAACUUUUGAUACAUUCAACUAAAGAAACUAAACUUGUCACAUAACAAUCAAGAAGCAUUUUCAAUGGAAAAACAAAAAAUAUGUAGAAAAAUAGCAUGAACGAUGCCAUUAGAUUAAAACAAUGACAAGGCACUUCAUGGGCAUCUUUGACUCAGUAUUUACUUUCGAUUUUAAGAAGAAAAUACCUUUGGUUUAAUUCCCUUUUGAAUGAUACUCGAAAUCGAUUUUUGUUUAAAUUAAAAAGAAAAAAACAGAAUUUUGCAGUUUUCUCAAAAUACGUUCUUGCUAAUUCACAAAGAAAUGGCCAAUUCGUCGAAAUAGAAAAAUAUGCGUACUUCAAGUUUGUUCGGGUCGUAUGAUGCCCAUUGAAUGAAUGAAAGUGAAAAAUUAAAAAGAGAUGACCUGCCAAAGGGUGUGAAAACAGUCAAUUAAUAUUUCAACCCAUUUGUAUGAAAAAAUAAGUGGAAUGAGAGCAUGAUAUGACAAAAAAGUGUGAUUCAAGUUUUAAUAUUGGUUUUCUUCUUCUUCUUCUUUUAAAUUUAACCGAAUUAACUGUUAUUUCACCAAAAAUAAGAUGAACUCGCCGAAAACCACAUAUAAAAUCACUUAAAUUACAAUCUUAAUGAUUUUUUAUAUUCUUCGAUCUUAAUGCACCAUGUAGAUAUAUUUAAAAAUGCAAAAUAAAGAUAAAUGGAAGGUCAGCGAUUUAGAAAUAUGAAUGGUAUUUGUAAUAAAGUAGUCAAGUCAAAUUAGAUCGCUCAGUUAUAUGUGCGUUUUUAAUUUUGAUGUGUCAUACUCUGUGUUGUGAUUUUUCAUAAAAACUUACAUAAAAAACAACAACAACAAAACCAUGUAAAUAUGCAUCAAAAAGCAUUAUAACAGAAAAAAACUAUAUGUAGCUCAAGUGUAAAUACUAUCUAUUUAUGUCAACGACAUCUUGCACAUAAGCAUCUUGUUUUUGGACAAUGUUGGUAAAAGUAAACCAAACAAUAAAUCGAUUAAAAGACAUUCUCUUUUGAUAAUUUAAGUAAAAAAUUUACACAAUGAAUGUUUUUAAUGUGUGGUCAUGUUAAAAUGCAACUAAAAAUAUGUUUAUACUUUAUUUUUAACGAUGUUCGAAUCGAAAUGUUAUUCUCAUUAUUUUCGAUUUAGUUUAUAUAUCCUUUUGCGCAUAUUCUUUCCUUGAUCCCCUUUUCCUACCUCUCCUACAAGACGUAGUAACUGAUGAAAAAAUAAAAUUAUAUUUAAUUAAAGAGAAUUAUAAAAGUCCUUAUAGACAUAUCAAUUUACAAAUAAAAAAAAAAAACAAACAAACUAUUUCUAAUUUUAACAAUAUUGUGAAAGACACACACUUAAGUUUACCAAAUACAAGAGGAAAUAUGAAGUGAAAAAUAAAUAAACAAAUGAAUUACUAUAGUAGAAUUUAUGCAACAAAAAAUAAAAAAUACGUUUUCCCGUAGAUUUUCUUCCAUGAAUCAAAUUUAAACUAAAACCAAAGCAAAAACAAUAAAAAAAAUAAAAAAUAAAACAUUUUACCUGUAGCAAAAUAGUGCAAUAAAGUGUCCAAGUAAUCCGAGUCCGAAAUCCAGAACAGAACAUAUUUGAAUCGAUUUUCUUUCCCAAAUUUUCUUCGGUCAAAUUUUGAUUUUCGUUUCAAAGAGAACGUUAUUUAUUGCCCGCUAAAAGUCCAUAAUUUGAUUUUUGAAUUUUUUUCAUAGCACCCGCUGUAAAGAAAAAUAGAAUAAACGGAAAUAUGUAUAGAAAACAUUUUUUUUUUUGGAAAACUUAUAAACAAAAUCCCAAAAAACCUUUAACGGAUAUGUUUGUUUUGAUUUUCUCAUCAACGUUGGUGAUAGAGUAAAAUGAACAAAUUUUGGAAUUGAUAUUCUCAGAUACAUAAGAAAAACGCAAAGAUGACAAAUGAAAUAUGUUUGUGCAUAAUUUUAAUGGCACUAAUGUCAAACAUUACCGAAGUCACUGUCCGGCAAAUUCGAAAGUGUCAUUUCGGUAAUUUUCACUUUUAUUCUCAGUGAAUCAUUUGUUAGCCAUUUUGUAGUUAGUGAAAAUUUAAUAGAGCGUGCUAACAACUCCAGAAUAUUAACCAUUACACACUUGCGUAUUGUCACAAUUCUGAACUUUAAAAAAAUAUACCGAGAUGUUGCAAUCCGAAAAUGAUAGGUGCAAAUUUCUAUGUUUUGAGUUUAAGCAAUUUUGAGUAUUUUCGAGAGAGAAAAAAAAACACAAAAAACAUACAUAACCGAAAAACAAACAAUACAACGAAAGCAAUGUCGCACUCUCACCGGAAAGAUAACAAUAAUGAUGACGAUUAUGAACAUGUAAAGGCGAACACUUGGAGUACACAAACAAAGAAAAAAAAAACAAAUGGAUAAUUGCAUAAAACAAAAAUAUUUUACUUGACCAAAAGUAAAUUUAAAAUGUAAAAAAAGUUUGAAAUGCAUGUAGAUAUUAUAUGAUUAAGUAUUUACUACAUCGUUUAAAAAUCUCAUAAACUAUGAGCAAUCUUGACUGUCUGAUUUUUAAUUUUCUUUCAAAGAGAAAAAAAAAAUGAAAACGUAUUUCUUCCAAAUGCAAACAUUUGCGUACUUGAAUGCAAUAACAUUUUAAACAAAACAUAAAAAUAAAGUAAAUCUUCAUAUGGCCUAAGAAUCUUUCAUUUCUAUUGCUUCGACGCUCUCAUCAAUCACAUUUCAUGAAAACAUCAAGAUAAAAAAAAAUUACUCAUUUCGUAAUCGUUCAUUUCAUAUUUAUGUUUCCUUUCAAACAAACAAACAAAAAAAUCACACACACACACACACACAAAUCAAUCAACUUUGAACGGCCAAAUUUUCAUUUUGACAAUCUAUUUUUAUACAGAAAUGUAAAAAAAGAUAAAGAUACUUCUCAUUCGACUGAAAGUUGUUUUAAAACGAUAUUGUGACGUGUAAUAAUUUGAUCACAUAAACUUAUCAAACAAAGAGUUUGGUUGAUUUGGUGGCUUCCUUCAAAAAAACGUUUCGUUUUUCCUGUCGUUAGAAUAAAAUUGAACCAGUUUUCGAUUGAGACAUAAUGUAGAAAUUGUACAAUGAGAAUGUAUGCGUUCGAUGUAUUCAAAUUCAUGUAGAAAUAAAUGUAGAAGAUUCUUAUGUAGGCUAAAUAGUGUUCUGGGUAUUUAAAUAAGUUCUCAUCGCAUUCGAUUUUUCUUUGAACAUUUUCAUCGGAUAAUUUUCGUUUUCAUUUUCAAAAAGGCCACCUCAUAUUAGUGACUAUGACAAAUGCCUUACUUAACUUACAAUUUUGUUGUUAAUUUUGUCGAAUUUUUCAUUUACGAUCUAUAUAUGUAAAAAAGCAUCUGGAUUUCAGUUUAAUGUUACAUUACUUGCUGAAAGAAUCAAAAUAUUAUAAAAAAUACGCUCAAAUACACAUACACACACACUGUCAAUUAAAUUUGGAGUCUUUCUCUAAAAAGGAUGAUGCAAAACAUCUUGUGAUAAUGAUGGGCAAUUCGAUGUCCUAUGUGUAAUAUUGUCAAAUGUACAAAAAUCUGGAUAAUUGAAAACACAAACAUUUUUUUUUGUCAAAUCGUAUGAAAAAAAAAAAACACAAAUGACUGCUUUUAUAAUUGUAACAUGUUUUAACCGGUAGAUUUUUGGUGUCCACUUGAUCUGCAGCUAUCAUGAAAUGAUCGAAAAGUAUACUGCUCUUCGGUUCAAUGGAACGAAAUAAUUUUUCAAGAUACUGAAAUUUAACAGAAUAUGUUCCUUGACUUGAAGAGUAAGAAAAAAUGAAUUGUUUCCACAAUCUACAAUCGAAUAAAAGCGCAAUGACAUAUUUGCUCAAUUCAUAUUCUUUCAAUAUUUAUCCUGUUUCAUCUGAACUCCAGCAAAGAAAGCAUAACAUUUUCUAUUGAAUAUCAGCCGUAAAACGGUUGAAUGAAAAAUAUGUCUUAGCAAAAGCAUUCAAAUCAAUUUCUUCCAUUAUAUACCUAGAACUCUACGUAUUGUAUAUUCAAUUGGCGUUGAUCAUUUUCACACGAAAUAAAAAUUCAUUGGAUUAUUCUAUUUUUUUCGUGCGGAAUGUAUUUUGAUUAUGAGAUUAAAGAUGAAACAAAUUGCACUGAACUAUAAAAAGUAUAAUAAUAAUAAUAAAAUAAUAAUAGUAAUAAAAUAAUAAUUUCACCACCAUUUGAAAAUAAUGGAUGAAAUAAUCGUUUAUAGUAAAUCAUUGUUAGAAUUUAAGGAUUAAAUCGAAUGUCACUUAAAGAAUACUUUUACUAAAUGUUUUCUCACCUCUCAUCAUAAAAAAAACACAACAAAUGACAAAUGUUACCUAGUAUGGUUUGUAACCAAGUCAAAGUUCGAUAAUGUGGUCACUUGAAAGAUUUAGAUUUUUAUCAUUCAGUUUCCUUUAUAACUUCAAAAUGAACAUCAACUGUGAUUAACACUUGAUGCCAUUUGGAUUAAACCUGAACACCAUUUUCCACACUCAGUUCUAGUUAGUUAAUUGUUCAUUUCUCGCAUAUAAUAUAGAAUUUUGGAAGACGUAUAAUAUCCUUUCCACCUCCAAAAAAUUGAUGAAUUCUCGUUUAUGUUUUAAUUGAUAAAACCAAAGAAAAAGCAGCCAAAAAUUCCGUAUUUCUUUAAUAUAUGAAAUUUAUAAUCUUCAAAUGGUGCAUAAACUACGUAAUUUUAUUAAUCAAAUAUAUGAAAGAGAAACGAGUUUUGAAUACUUAUACACUUUAACCACCGUUAUUGGUGCGACUAGGUUUUAAUAAUUAUACAUACACACAUAUUUGUGUUAAUAAGUAUAAUUGAUACAAACAAAUGAUGUACUAAAGAAAUCAAAGCUCAUCAAUUCAAUAUAAGCUCAGACAUCACACAUUACAAAACAAUUCCAAAGUUGAACAAUUUUUCUAGCUUAACAACAACAAGAGAAAAAUAAAACACACAAAGAGAAAGCCUCACAUAAUCUACGUUUUCUGUACGCCAUAAAAGAAGAACUCGUGUCCGAGUUUUUUCGCGAUCCAAGUACCCGAAACAAUGAAUAAUAAUAAUAAUAAUAACAACAGCCAACUAA